Molecule: messenger RNA, 915 nt
Organism: Cylicostephanus goldi
Lineage: Eukaryota; Metazoa; Nematoda; Chromadorea; Rhabditida; Strongylidae
Source: the annotation of a GenBank genome assembly
AUGUUCAGGAAUCGAAGUUUGCAUUUUCCUUUUGAGAGAUUUGGCAUAGAUACAUCGCAUUGGUUAUUGAAAUGCAUGGCAGGGUGGGUAUUCAUUCAAUCUUCCGUGCUAGUAAGAACUGUAUACGUUGGACAUCGUACGGGUAAAGUCGCGAUAUUGUCACGACUCAGUUGCGAGCGAGUUGGCACCCGCUUUAACGUUCGGGGAGCAAACUCUCAGGGUUGCGUUGCGAAUUUCGUGGAAACUGAGCAGGUCAUAACUUUCGACGAGUGUGAGUGCUCCGUAGUGCUAGUACGAGGGUCCGUACCACUGUUCUGGGAACAGCCUGGGGUCCAGGUUGGCUCUCACAAGGUGAAGGUUAGAGCAUUUGAAGCGAGUGCGUCAGCUUAUCACAGGCAUUUCCUGCGGCUAACGUCCAUGUAUGGAAAAACUACUGUUGUGAAUCUUCUAGGAAGCAAAGAGGGUGAAAGAGCUCUGUCGGAUGCAUUUAGGACGCAGCACAAGAGUUCCAAAUUUGCCGAUAUCGUGGAAUUCAUAGAUUUUGAUUAUCACUCACAAAUGAAAAUCUCCAAGGAAUCUCUAGUCAGACUAAUCAAGAGACUUGCCCCGUUUACCCAGGCGUCUUCGUUUUAUCUUUAUAAGGAUGGGAAUGUGAGAAGCGAACAAUGCGGUGUUUUACGGGUUAAUUGCUUAGACUGCCUAGAUCGAACUAAUUCCGUACAGACCGCUGUCGGUUUAUUGGUGAGUGCAUAUUCCGUAGCUCGAGACCAAGUUGCUUCACUUAACUUAGAAUCUGGCAAGGUGAAUGUAGCCCAGCGAAUUGAAGAAAUCUUACGGGAUCUCUGGCAGAAGAAUGGUGAUCUUUGUAGUAAUAUAUAUGCUGGAACGGGAGCUCUAGAAGGGAAGAGCAAGGUG